CAACAUUUACAUUACAAUCUCUGUUUGCGCCAAAUCCCAACAACGAACCUCAUCACCGCCACACCUCCGCGAUCGCCCACGACUGAUGCUCUAGCCCUCGUCGCUGCCUACCACGAGCUCUUCCAUCCUUUGAAACGCCGCCGACGCCGCCGCCGCUUUCAUACCACACUUCCUUCCUCACGCAUCUGCAGCGGCAACAGACCUGUCGCCAGCAGCGCUGCCCGAAGCAACCCACCCCACCGACCGCCUCGGAUCAUCGUAACUGGAGAACAACUGUGGCGUAGCACACCCCGGCGCAUCGCGGCGCAAGCCGUUUGCCAGCGAAGGAAGAGACGGGGAGGCAGUGCCAGAGAAAGACGAAGAAGAAGAGACCCGAAACCAGUGAGGCUGAGUGGAAGUAGAGUAAAAGACCAGAACAUACGGUACACUUGGUUGUGUACUAGCAACGCUUGGAGGUCGAAUGUGGUCACCAUCCUGCGAUGGAUCCGCAAAGCCAGUCUUUUACACCGUCAUUCAAUACCAUCACGACAACCAAUAGCAAUACCAGCACUGGGGUCAGCAGUGAUCACUGGCGAUUACAAACGGAUAUUGUCAGAGUGCAGCAAAUUCAGGCGGAACAUUCCGAGAGGAUUGCAAGACUGGAGCGGAAGCAGGACGACGAUGCGCGGAUGAAGAGCGUAUGGGGAACUCAGUCACCUUUUCCGAGUGUUUUGAGCGGGACACCGCAGCACGGACCUCUUCAGCAACCGCUUCCGGAUCGCUUUGCCAACUUCGACGACGAGGCCAAUAACCUGAUGAGCAGUCUUCAUCUCGAUGCCGAGGAGGAGCCUCGCAGUAGAGCCCUGGGAGCCACUUCCAGGGCGAACAGCGUGCGGUUCGAUGAAAGUGCAAAUCAGAAUCACUUUUCGCAUUCCUCCCGACCUUCCAUGGACUCCUUCUCUCGGACUAACAGUGGAUUAGGGGGGCUACAGAUGACCGAGCGGACUUCGUCGCACAAGUCCGAGGGCCGUGCUAGCUCGGUGCAUUCGAUGAGAUCAGCUGCAUCGGGACGUGCCAGUAGCCUCAACCUGGAAACUGCUGCCUAUGGCUUGGACUCCUUACGCUCGCCGAUGGAAAUGCCCGGUCUCGCUCCUGGACUUUUGUUGCUCGGCGCCGUUCCUGCUGUCAUCCGGUGCUGGAUGAAUACAAACUUCAAACACGACGCACUGCUCUAUGCUGCAGUUUGCACUGGAUCAUACAAGUCGUUCCUCGAUCUUCGGCUAAUACGAAAACUCGGGUUCGAGAAUGUGAUUGCAGCGAGUGGGGAUGGCUACCGCACAGUAGAACUACCAAUAUACUUCCCUGAGGCAGUUCCACAUCCUGCGUCCUCCAGAUCUGGCAGUCCUGCGCCGCAGCUGCCUUCAUUACGCGUGGAGUUUCGCGUAAUCGAGCAGGAUGGUCAGGACAACGACGACAAGGCAAUACAAAUUUUCAUCGGAAGUGAUGUACUUCGAGCGCACAAUGCGGACAUACUCUUCUCAUCGAACAGCAUGACGCUGUACGACGAUGAGCGCAGUAAGUUGAGCAUACCCCUUUCGCGACCUGAGAAUGCGGCUGCAUUCAAUACAUUGUAUGUGACGAGCGGCUCGACUUGGUCCGGCAACGUUCCGGCAAAGACGCAGGUCACUCCAGAGCGGGCUACAUACCUCAAUGGCCUUGGUGGAGACAGCAGUACGGCAUCUAUUUCAUCGGCGGCAGCAAGUCCGCCGCUCGGCAAGUACCGACCUCCUGGAGCUCUGGCAGCAGAGUCUGGCGCGAUUGAUGCCAAUAGAGCUGUUGGUAUCAUCGGAUCUGAUCCCGAUACGCGAUCUACCACGUCCUCGCGACCUUCCCUUGCCAUGCUCAACACCAGCUCCGAACGCGAAGAGACAUCGUCCGAAGCAGGAGCUUCCAUGUCUACACCUGCGAAAUCCGCUGGCACUCCCGCGAUAUGGUCUAGCUGGCGUCGUGAUGGACCAGGUACCGCAUCAUCCGCUACAGCCUCUUCGUCGCCGUCGGUAGGCAUUCUCGACUGGGCCAAUGCCGGCCGAAACCGAGAGGUAGCAUAUCAGCGCAAAGAGACCGGAAUCAAAGUCCUCAAACCCAAGACUGCUGUUCGGUCCUUUUCUACGACGAGCGCAACUGCUGUUUCUGGUACCGCUAGCCCUCCUAUUGCUCUUACUUCGACUCCUACCACUAGUGGAGAAGGUAGCAAGAGCAGAUUCUUUGACGAUGGCCGAAGGAUCAAUGGUGGUAGUGGUGGCGGUUCCUCGGAGAAGGUCACAGCUGCGAAUACCAAGGAGAAUACGGGAUCGAGUAGUGGUACCAUCAAGACCAAGGCGAACCCCAUAGGAGGGGCUUCGGCAUUUUCUUGGUUGGGUAAAUGAUGGCCUGUAGGGUGGUGAUGGUGCCCAGCAAGCAAGCAGCAAUUGUAGCUGGCACCAUUGUCGGUUCUUGUUGGUGUUGGUGUUGUUGUUGUUGCUGUUGUCGUCAUAGACUCCAGAAAAAUGCUAGUCCAAACGCUUGUGAUGAAAGAUGAAAGACAACCAAUAACUACCGUGUGUCACUCCAUAUCUGGUCAGGGAGUAAGGUAGAUAUCUUAUGUACCAAGUUAGGUAGUGAAGUAAAAACAAAUUGUCACAUUG
Molecule: messenger RNA, 2663 nt
Organism: Sphaerulina musiva SO2202
Lineage: Eukaryota; Fungi; Ascomycota; Dothideomycetes; Mycosphaerellales; Mycosphaerellaceae
Exons: 2
Coding region: 480-2405 (641 amino acids)
Source: RefSeq, a predicted model, not a curated record